This is a messenger RNA of Monomorium pharaonis (pharaoh ant), 6200 nucleotides long. RefSeq names its product dual specificity tyrosine-phosphorylation-regulated kinase 4. Gene Ontology annotation, molecular function: protein serine/threonine/tyrosine kinase activity; ATP binding; protein serine/threonine kinase activity. Gene Ontology annotation, biological process: peptidyl-threonine phosphorylation; peptidyl-serine phosphorylation. The record is from RefSeq and is a predicted model, not a curated record. NCBI's taxonomy places the organism in Eukaryota, Metazoa, Arthropoda, Insecta, Hymenoptera, Formicidae. Gene Ontology annotation, cellular component: nucleus.
AAAUUGUCGCUGCACGAGCCCAUCGCUUUCUUCCACAGUAAGCCGAGACGAGUGGACAAGACGGACAACAAUGCGAAUUCUAACAGCACGAGCAACAACAUCCACAAUAUGCCGCUGCAUGAACCCAUCAGCGCUACUUCCCCCGAAGUAUACGCCGGGAGACUGCCCAUGACGCCCCAGGAGGCUGUGAAGUACUACGGCUCCAGACUGACGGAAUUCGAGCGCGCCGAGAUCGAGAAGUACUCGGAGAUCUGGUACCUGGGCCUCUCCGCUCACAAAAUUCACGGCGAGGAGGUCUCUUCCCAGAACGGCGGCUACGACGACGAAAACGGCAGUUACAACAAGGUCCUGCACGAUCACAUCUCCUACAGAUACGAGAUCCUGGAGGUGAUCGGCAAGGGAAGCUUCGGUCAGGUGAUCCGAGCGCUGGAUCACAAAACGGGACAGCACAUCGCCAUCAAGAUUAUCAGGAACAAGAAGAGAUUCCAUCAUCAGGCUCUCAUUGAAGUGAGAAUCUUGGAGCACUUGAGAAAGAAGGAUUUGGAGGCGAACUCACAGCACAAUGUGAUACACAUGCUAGAAUAUUUUUAUUUCAGGAAUCACCUCUGCAUCAGUUUCGAAUUAAUGAGCCUGAAUCUGUACGAGCUAAUCAAAAAGAACAAUUAUCAAGGAUUCAGCCUGAGUCUAAUCCGUCGUUUCGCGAACUCGCUAAUCAGUUGCCUGAGACUGCUCUAUCGAGAGAACAUUAUUCACUGUGACUUGAAGCCGGAAAACGUAUUGCUGAAACAACGGGGCAGCAGCUCGAUCAAAGUCAUCGAUUUCGGUUCGUCGUGUUACAGCCACCAGCGCGUUUACACGUACAUACAAUCGAGGUUUUACAGAAGUCCGGAAGUGAUUCUCGGUCUUCCCUAUGGCACACCGAUCGAUAUGUGGAGUCUAGGGUGUAUCUUAGCCGAGCUGUACACGGGUUAUCCGCUGUUUCCGGGCGAGGACGAGAUAGAACAGCUCGCCUGCAUCAUGGAGGUCCUCGGUCUGCCGCCGGAGCACAUUAUCAAUCACGCCACUCGUCGCAGGCUGUUUUUCGAUCAAAAGGGAAGUCCGCGAUGCGUGACAAACAGCAAGGGUAAGAAGAGAUGGGCAGGUAGCAAGAACCUCUCAAUGGCGCUUCGAUGCUCUGACACGCUCUUUGUAAACUUCGUUAGCAGAUGCCUCGAGUGGGAUCCAAAGAAGCGUAUGACCCCCGACGAAGCGAUGCGUCACGAGUGGUUGACUUCGUCUUCGUACGUGAGUUCCUCGUGGUCGUCGGCGAUAGCCUCGUCGACAGUAAACGCGAGCGCGAAUACGACAACGACGACGACGAGCGUCGAGACGGCGCGGGAAUCCGCGCACGCUCCGCAGACAGUGAGCGUGACCGUGAGCGCGCCGCGGCAACGGGCGACGACGAUGGAAGAUCCACCGUACCGGCUGUACAAGGGCCGCAAAUACGUACAGAAGGUCUCCACGGGCACCGAUGUCACCGACAACGGCGGCGGGCUGAUGGUAAAGAGCAAGCUGAAUGGCAGCGCGAGCAGUCACGCCCUGGCGAGCAGCACGCAGACAGCGACAUCAAGACACGCGUCAACCGGCGAUAUCGUUGCGAGCCUAGACCCGAAUCUCGACGACUCAGGCACAUUCUUGCCGCCGAUAUUGUGAAGUCGGGUUUGCGCCAGCCACUUCUAAACGCGCUGCUCGCGUAACCGACGCGACAAAAAAGGCUCGCUCUUUGCACUGCCAUGGGGAGUGCGUAGAUCGCUUGACGUAUGUCAAGAGCGGGUGCAGUUGAAUAAAAAGCGCGUGUAGAACUGGCUGGUCAGUCUGACGUUUCUCGAUGCCAAAUGGCUAGUUUAAAUGCAGAGUCUCUAGUCUCGGCAUGUAUCGAGCUAUGAGGCCAAAAUGACGAUCUGACGAUGGGAGAAGAGUGCGCGGACAUAACGCGAACAGCAAUAUAGCGGUCGCGUGAUCGAGUCGCGUGCUCUCAUGGACUCUGGCGAUCCAAUGUCACUCAGGUAAUCGUAACGAACUCUCGUGCACGCGCGCAUUAUCGUAGUUAUUCGCGGAAAACGUAGACUUGCUGCCUACGAUGAGGAGACUAGCAAUGUUAAUGUAUACCGAUCACCUUUCGACAUGGACCAUAGUACUUAUCUGGUUCGAAUGUUGUUUUCUCGCGCAUGUUAUGAAGCGCACGAAAUUGAUAAGUGACGAAAAAUCUUGGAUAGGUAUAAAAAAAAAUUACAAUUGAAAGUUUGCAUAGAAUGCGUUAUUUGCCUUGUCGUCAACGAGCCUUGAGAGCCAAUUUAUCGUCGGGCUGCGUUUUUGUCGGCGUUUUCAUCGGUAAAAAAGCUCGAGUGAAUGCAAUCGGAAAGUAUACUAUAUAGUAGCGCAUUAUACUUUAUAGAUAACUACGCGAGUGCAAGCGGCGCGAUACGAUGCACGUAUCGUGGCAAACGAUAAAGAAGCGAGGGGAUCUCCAGGCGAAGCACAUUACGUUCAAACAACGAUUCGCCCCGACAUUGCGGCGUAAUGUCGGGGAUUACCAUCGAAUUACGGUCGUGCCGUGAAGACCUGAGUCGUUUGAGACCUGUGUCACCAACACAGGGUCGCGCGAUUAAUAACGAAGCGUCAAGGCGAGGAGUAACUAACACGUGAAGCGUGCCCCAGUUUAACGAGGCCUGAGUAGUCUUAUUGUGAUAUUAAACUACCACUGUCUUACUUAGAUCUCUCUGAUAUUAAGAAGUAACGAUCACUAAUAUAAUAAUUUCAAUUUACUAUUAAUCAUUAUUUUCUUAUUAUCUGUAAUAAUCGCUAUAUCGCUAUAUCGCUACUAUUACCGCAAAGAUAUAGCGGCAUACGUAAAAAGUAACGUGGAUUAUCAUCGAUAUAAUGGCAGAGUUAACAUUACUUAUAUGUAGGCAUAUACAGAUUUUAUUUACGUAUUUUCGAAGAAAUCCUGAAGCAACAGCAGCAGUUGCUGCAGCUACAGCUACAGCAAGUAUGCUAGUUACUAUGGAUACGUAAAGAAAAGUAGCCCGAUAAUUUUCGAUGAUUUUCAGUGAACUUUAAGUGAUUGCCCCUAUUACGCCACUACACCACUCUUCUGUUGUCAUUAAUAGUCUGCGCGACGUAACGCAUGCUUUAUUACGUCGAAAUUAAUUAAUUAAUGUUGAUUAACGGCCCGUGAGAUUCUCCGCCUUCAUAGCACUACCUAUUUACGUAUUGCUCGUAGCUUCCUUAAUUAGUGAUUUAUAAUUUGACACGCCUUUUCGAAAUUAUCACGAGCAUUUCGCGAUAUAUGCAGAGGAUUUGACAAAAAACAAAAACGUAUUGUAUAGUAUUAUAAUGUUAGGUUAAUUUUAGACUUGGUAAUUGUUCGAUGUGCCCGUACCCAUUCUAAAGUUUCGCAAGACACACGAGCUCGUAAUAAUUACAUCAUUAUGAUGUUAGAAACGUGAGAUGCGUCACGCUCUACUGUUUGCUGCUUUCGAGCUUGCACCGUGCAUGGAACGUUAUCUUCUGGUUUUUUUUUGCAUGCUUCUCUUAAAGGUCCUAUUAUACGUAAUGAAAUCGUCAAGGGCUCUACUAAAAAUGUAAAUUUUACUGUCACGGUUUGAAAAUUGAUUGGAGCAGAAUAUUAAUACUCGCAAAUUAUGAUCGCAUACAAGAGACUGAAAUAAAUCAUUAUUUUACAUUGCUAACGGAAACAUGGCGAAAUUGUUCCUAAUAGUUUGUUCUGCAAAUCGAUAUGUCGCCUUACUUUUAUUACAUUUUAGCAAAUUUGUUCUUUUGUGAAGUUGACAUUAUUUAAUUUGCAAAAAGUUAUUGAACAUCUCACGAUGAUAAUCGAAACGAAAAAUAAAACCGGACUUGCCGUCACACAAACAGUCCCACUUUAGCCCACGAACUUUUAAAACAAUUAAUAUCGUACCAACCAAUGUAGUGGUAUCGCGCGACAUAAUCGGUGAAUGGCCAAUAAAACAUGAGCGGAGGUAUAUAAUAAUAUUAAGAAUUACAUAUAUAAAUUAUAUUAUUCGUAUGCGGCGAAUCUGCCCGAACGAACGACUGACGAAGUAGUGCAUAUUAUAUACGAUACAUGAUAUCUGUGGCGGAUUCGUAGCAGUUGCUCUCGAGUAAUCGCAUCGACGUAUAACGACGAAAUCUCGGGUAAGCAUUUCGUUCGAUUAAUCCAUCAACAAAAAAAGAAAAAAAAUUGAGAGUGAUGUCUAUAAGGUGAUUUCUAGGGAACGAGAUAUAUCAAAUUGUGUAUAAAAUAAAUAUGUGACUGCGUGUGCAUGUAUGCGUGUGUAUUUGAGAGAGAGAGAGAGAGAGAGAGAGAAAGGGUGUGUGUGUCUGUGAUAGAGAGAGGGAGGGAGACUCGUUUUGGAGAGAGAAAGAGAGUGAGAAAGAAAGAGUGAACGUAUGAUUAUGCACAUAUAUCUAUUAUAUAAAUAUAUAUACCAUUAUACACGUGAGGCGUGGAAACGCGCAAGGACAAAACAAGUUAAGUCUAGGAUACGAUAGAGAAAAAACAGACAAAGGGCCUUAGAAGGGCCCAAAGAAGGGCGUUUGCGAACACACGCGACUCUGAUCUACGGAGUCUGUGCCUCGCUGCCCUCUAAUAAAAAGAAAAACACUGUUCAAUUGUACAGUCUUAAGUUUUUAGUUGUGUUCACUAUUGUAUACAGCGGGAUCAAAUUAUAGUAUCUGUAUAAAUGGGACGGUUGUAUAAUCUGCGUGUGACGUGCAUUAUCACUUAUACAAGACCACGUGCACACUCGGCACGCAUGUGUCGCGCGUACGCCUAAAGAAACAUACGAGAAGCAUGAUGUUCGUACAGCGAAAGAUACACACUAUGUGAUCAAUUUGGCCGACAUCGGUUAACUCUACUCAAACCGAGUCCUUGUUUUUUGGAAAAAACAUAGAGAUCGCUGUUUAGACCGUGAGUGAAAACUGACACUGAUGAGGCCAGAGCUAAAGCGAAAAGAAGAAAAAGGGCAGAGCAUGUACUAUUUCAAUACCAUCCGAGGAACAGCGAAAAUCCGCAAAAAUUCAUGUCCUUCGAUUGAAAGUUACUCGACUUCCUGAUCAAUUCGUCGUUCGUAAAUAGUCAUUGCCGUACGCCGCGAUUUCUCCAUACGGCGUGGACGGAAAAGGGAGACAGUCGCUUUUUCUAGUCCAGGAUGUAACGAACGUGCUCCGAACGUACACGCACAUCUCACUUGAACGCGACAGAGAGGGGGAAAAAAAAGAGAAAGAGUAGAGUUUCAGCGAAGGAAUGUUGCGCGCGGCGUAUAUCCGUUAGUGUGUAACUAAUUAACGCGUUUUAACGACGCGAUUAGACGCUAUCGAAUUAAAUUAAGUAUAACCGUGCGUACGUGAUUUCUCUCCCUUUCCCGCGACGGAUAACGCGUCCGACAAGGAGGGCCCUGCUGCGCGUUUAUCACGAAGAGCCAUCGUUGCGACGGCCGAGCCUCGUAGAUCAUUUUAGUAGGACAAUCAUAGAGUUACGCGUUUGUAUUAGAGACGCGCUAGUAAGUUUUCAUUAGAUGAUAGAGACGCGAGCGACGAGGGAGUGUCUCUUGUUCGAGAAGCUCGCGCUAAUGCGUAAAAUGAUCCCGACGGAUGCGCAUCGCGACGAAAAAUCGUUUAGAUUAUUAAACGGCCACGUGCGCGCGCGCUUCGCUCUUUCGGGACCGCAAGGGACGAAGAACUCGGUACGCGGAUCCGCGCGGAAGUGAGAGAUAUUUCAAAGGCACGGAAAAGAGCUGUGGAGAAAAAAACGAUUUCGAUAAAAAUGUGAGUGCGCGAGAAGGUUCACUCAAAGAGUGAUUUGUAAUCUGGCGUUCAAUUGUGGAUGUCUUGUUAUAAACGUGCGAGUUCGUCAAUUUCUGCCCAGACUUAACUAUAGCAAACGAGAGAAUUGCUAAAUAAUAAAUGAUUAUUAUAAUGACAUUAGUAUAUGUAUAUGUGUAUGUAUGUAUGUACGUAUGUAUAUGUGUAUAUAUAUACAUAUAUAUAUACACACACAUAUAUUGAUACGAUACUAAAGCAUCAUCUUUUGUAUCAUUUGUUCGUUUGUUUUUAUCUUACUGCGUUUGUCUUUCAUUAUUAAUGCAAUACCAAGAUGACUCGGUUUCGACUCGGUAUCUUGUGUGUAAAUAUAUAAC